UACAAAAGAGUUAUGAAAUACAAUUCAAGGGUCGACUUACGAUGAUAACGGAUCAUUCAGAGUUCUUUACAGCACAAGUCGGGGGCUGGUUUAAUCAUUUUCUUAAAGCUUUUUUUGUUUACGUUGCUUUAUUUCAGAUAGAAGUAGUCCUACUGAAGUCCUUACAAGACCUAGGCCGUUGACUCCGCCAUCGAUAGAGUUACCGUCAUGUGAACAUGCCUACCAAGUCACAGAUGACUUGGUAACAGAGACAGAGACAGUUGCUCUGGCAUCAUCGACAGUGCCCGUCCAUUCAUUAGAGUCUGCAGCAGAGGAGACGAUGGGAGCCUUAGCCCCACAAGCAUUUCCGGCAAACGUUGUCCAAGAAUUGGUUCCAGGACCUUUAGCAGAUCGAAAUAUGCACCAGCGUUCUGGAAGCGUCUAUAUCAACAUCAACAAUAUCAGAGUCAUCAACAAUUCCCAAGGGAAUAAUCCUCAAGGAAAUGCUGCUGCUCCUGUUGCAAUUGCUUCAAUAGUACCUCCUACGCUACAGCACGAGCUGCGUUGCCGGUUGAACAGAGAAAGCCCAGCUUUUGAGGACUGGAGAGGUCUUGCCAUUCAGCUGGGACUUGAAGAAUACAUAAAACAUCUGGAGCAGUGCAAGAAUCCGACUGAAGAACUACUCGUUCUUGCAGAGAGUCGAAAGAAGAUUCAGAACCUUGGGGACUUGGCCAAGGCGUUCGAACGCAUGAAUCGUGGGGACUGUCAAGAGCUCUGCGAGAACUAUGCGUUUAAAAGAACAAAGUCAGCUGAUCCUCGGAAGGAUCAAAAGGAAGAUGAUGACACAGACACCAGUGAUUAGGGAGCAGGCUCAAUCUGUUCCAUAUCACCCUUUAAAGAUAAGGUUGAGUUCUGGGAAGAGGUGAAAAAUAAUUAUUGAGCCUUAUCAUUCUUAUUAUGCA
Messenger RNA from Strongylocentrotus purpuratus (purple sea urchin), 941 nucleotides. RefSeq lists its product as uncharacterized. Bases 320 to 841 code for a protein of 173 amino acids. Gene Ontology annotation, biological process: netrin-activated signaling pathway. The transcript has 2 exons. Gene Ontology annotation, cellular component: membrane. Gene Ontology annotation, molecular function: protein binding; netrin receptor activity. NCBI's taxonomy places the organism in Eukaryota, Metazoa, Echinodermata, Echinoidea, Camarodonta, Strongylocentrotidae. The record is from RefSeq and is a predicted model, not a curated record.